GUUUGCUUUUGGGUUCAGGAGAAACACGCAUUUUAAGCAGGUCAUUUAGUUGAUUAUUAGUAUUUAUUUUUAUUUAUUUCUUUUUGUACGAAUAUUACAAGGAUGUAGUAAGAGGUUGAAGCCUUGUCUCUACACACUCCGAUGUAGUAGGUGGCAGUAUGUAGGUUUUACGACUGUUUGUAAGCCGCCAUUACACUAAACGGAGGAGAUUCCCAGUCUUCCGAUCCAUUAAACUCGCAGAGAGUUGAGUCGCUGCGUUUAUUUAUGCUUCCAUACAUUUCCAGCGAUUAUGUAAAUGAGGCCAGCGACUGUAAACUGACUAGUGAGACUAGAAUAUUGUUCACUCGUGAUGGCUGGAAGACUGUGGACUCCCGAAGCGGAGGAGACUCUGAUCGAGCUCUGGCAGGAGUCUGCAUGUCUGUACGACAUUUCUUCCGCCGAUUACCACAACCGGGAGGAGAAGGACAAACGAUGGAAGGAGGUCGCCGAUGCGCUUCAAAUGCCUGCUGAGGCGGUGGCAACCAGGGUUGCAUCUCUAAGGACUCAAUAUGCCAGACUAAGGAAACCAAAACCAAAAGGGAGUGAUAAUAAGCCCCUCACGAUGAGGCAGCGGUGGCUCCUGAGGGCCCUCGACUUCCUGAAGCCGCACAUCGUUCAUCGGCGAAGCGAGAACACUCUGGGUUUGCCGUCCUCUGAUAAAGUGGAGGACGACGAUUCUGAUGAGCUGAUGCAGGAGACGGACAAAGAAGUGGACAGUUUUGACUCCAUCAGCGUGUGUCUCUCCCCGAUGCCCGGCACUCCAGACACCGGCAUCCCCGAGGAAACCGCCUCGUACUCGCUCUCGCCCCGCAGCACGUCCGGCAAACGCAGCCGCACCUCCGAAUCGGACAUCGAGCUGCAGAAGCUGGAGGUGUUGAAGCAGAUGUCCGCUAAAGUCCUGGAGAACCCGACUCCGGACGCCGCCGCCGUCUUCGCCAGCCAGGUGGCGAUGGAGUACCGGCUGCUGAGCGACCCGACCGUCCAGAUGCGCGUCCGCCGGCAGAUCAUGGCUCUUCUUUACGAAGCGCAGGAUUCAGAAAGACGCUCACGACAGACCAAGAAACACGAACAGAGAGAACUCAAAACAGAGGAGGACGUUACUUGGAUUAACACUAAUAUAUAAGCUGAAAUGUAGCGGUGCUGCAGUGUUCAUCUUCUUACUACUCUGAUUUUCUACAGUGUAUUGAACUAUUUUUCUUAGUGGAAGCUUUAAGAUAAUCUACAUGUACGAUAAUAAAACACUCGAAGUCUU
Messenger RNA from Labeo rohita (rohu), 1291 nucleotides. RefSeq lists its product as uncharacterized. Gene Ontology annotation, cellular component: nucleus; transcription regulator complex. The coding region runs from base 350 to 1162 and encodes 270 amino acids. The record is from RefSeq and is a predicted model, not a curated record. The transcript is spliced from 3 exons. Gene Ontology annotation, biological process: regulation of transcription by RNA polymerase II. NCBI's taxonomy places the organism in Eukaryota, Metazoa, Chordata, Actinopteri, Cypriniformes, Cyprinidae.